Molecule: messenger RNA, 2079 nt
Organism: [Candida] anglica
Lineage: Eukaryota; Fungi; Ascomycota; Pichiomycetes; Serinales; Debaryomycetaceae
Source: the annotation of a GenBank genome assembly
AUGAGAGGGAUUAUUUCCCGGGGAAGAAGUUCCUGUGGGGCUGUAAGAUCUCCGAUGUUUAGCAGAGGAAUUCUUCUUACUGCUGAUUUACAAUCAAGACUUGAUCAAGCUCCUUGUCACCCAGUGGUGGUUGUUGGAGGAGGACAUGCCGGGUGCGAGGCUGCAACAGGGUCUGCGCGGUCAGGUGCCAAGACAACGCUUAUCACGCCUCACGUCGACAAGAUCGGGACCGCUUCGUGCAACCCGUCGAUUGGUGGGGUAGGUAAAGGUACCCUUAUUAGAGAAGUUGAUGCCCUUGACGGGGUUGCUGCAAGGGUCACCGACAAGGCUGGGAUCCAUUUCAAAACGUUGAACCUCUCCAAAGGUGCAGCAGUCCAUGGGCCCAGAGCCCAGAUCGACCGUAAGAUCUAUCUUGAAGAGAUGCAACGAGAAAUCUUAAAUUACGAGAAUUUGGAUGUCAUGGAAGCACAGGUGGAGGAUAUCAUUGUAGAACAAGCCGUUAAGAACGAGACAGAUGUAUCUGGUAGACUCUUUGGUGCAGUAAGAGGUGUCAUCUUGGGCGACGGCCAGGUCUUGAGAUGUAACCGAGUAGUGGUAACCACGGGUACAUUCCUUGGAGGAGAGAUCCACAUUGGGCUCAAGGCAUACCCAUCGGGUAGACUUGGUGAAGACGCUACAUUUGGCCUUUCCAAGACGUUCCGUGACGCGGGCUUCAGAUUGGGUCGACUCAAGACCGGAACUCCACCUAGACUUCUUGCAUCCACCAUAGAUUACUCGUCUUUGGAACCUCAACCAUCAGAAUAUCCACCAACACCAAUGUCGUAUAUGAAUGAGAAAGUUGCCCUUGAAGAUCAACUAGUUCAAUGCCACAUGACAUACACCACGCCGCAAUUACACGAGCUCAUUUCCAACAACUUGUCACAAUCGAUCCACAUCCGUGAAACCGUCAAGGGUCCACGGUACUGUCCAUCACUUGAGCUGAAAGUGAUUAAAUUCCCACAGAAACAGUCUCAUUUGGUUUGGCUCGAACCAGAGGGGUUGGAUACCGACUUGGUGUAUCCGAACGGGAUUUCAUGUACCAUGCCCGAGGAGAUUCAACGUGAAAUGGUGAAAAUGAUGCCUGGUUGUGAAUCUGUAGAGAUGGUUCAACCUGGGUAUGGGGUCGAAUACGACUACGUGGAUCCACGUGAGUUGAACCAAACUCUUGAAACUAAACUUGUCAGUGGACUUUAUCUUGCUGGACAAAUCAAUGGGACCACGGGAUAUGAAGAAGCUGCUGCCCAAGGUUGUUUAGCCGGAAUCAACGCUGGUUUGCGCCACAUGAAGCGAGGAAAGUUAGAGUUGCUGCGUGCCGAUGGGUACUUGGGGGUGUUAGUUGAUGAUUUGAUCACAAAGGGGGUAGAGGAACCAUACAGAAUGUUUACCCUGAGAUCUGAAUUCAGAAUUUCUAUCCGUGCCGAUAAUGCAGACAUGCGUCUCACGGCCAAGGGCUAUCAAUUGGGAGUAGUUGGUCAACGUCGUUACGAUCGAUUCUGUUCUGAAAUGACUCAAUUCAAUGAAAUCAGAGACCAUUUAACUUCAGUGGAUCUUCCCGGGGCCAAGUGGAAUGCUGCACUUGAUGGGAAGACAACAAUGCAAUACAAUAUGAUGUCCAAUGGUUGGAAGGUUCUUUCACACCAUGGGGUUGGCGCUCGCGAUUUGGUCCCACAACUUGCUAAACUCACCGGGAAAGAUCUCCCAGCAUGUUACGAGGGGCUUAGCGAACGUCUUAUUAAUCGUAUCAAUGUCGAGAGUAUGUACGCUCCUUGGAUGAAGCGUGAACGUCACCAUGUGAAGGCUUAUGCCGCUGACGAAAAUCUUCUUCUCCCAUUGAACUACGAUUAUACCAGCAAUAGUAAGAUGAAAAUCUCUUACGAAGUUUCUCAUUUGUUGAACACUAUUCAACCAAGGACCAUUGGACAGGCCCGUAGAAUUCAAGGUGUAACGCCCGCUGCGAUUUUUGAAUUAUUCCAGUUAGUAAAGGAUAAGCAAAAGGUCUUUGAGGGCCAAAGGAACGAAGGAGGUGAAGCAGCCUUGUAA